AUGAUGGACGAGACACUCCCAUUGAUCAAAACAGAUUCGAACACGAUUUUUAAUUCAUUCUUUGCAACAGCAAACUCCUUCCAAACGCCACUCCGAGCAGAAAAGAAUAUGGGGACUUUCAUGUUUAUUGUCAAUGUGUUCAACGGCACUUUGGGAAUAGGACUGAUCAUGUUACUUGACAUCUUCGUUGAGUGUAAAUUGAUACUCUCAUCUCUGACCUUUUUCUUUGUGUUUAUCAAUAUCGUGUUAUCAACGUUGUAUAUCUUCGACUCAAUGGCAAGGACGUCUGGGGCCGCACUUGCACUCGAAAUGGGUGGGUUUCCGAAGAAUGAGGUUGGACAAAUCAUGUUUGACUUCCCGCGGAUGCUUUCGUUCUACUUGUACGGCAAAGGGCGGAUCCUCUCGUUUUUUGUAUCGUUGUCUUAUCUCCUCUUUGCGUUGUGGUGUUCUCUCUCUUUCUGUUAUAACUCCCUUGACAAGAUCAUCAAGUCUUUUGGGUUUAAAGAGUCAUUCAACUGCUCGAUUGUGUCGUUGAUCAUUGGAGCACCAACGUCCACUGAAGUGUGCUUGGGCUACUACGGACUCACAAUUGGAUUUUUAAUACUCUUUGUGGUGCUGUCAGUGGUGAACCCUAAACUCUUCAAAAGGCUGCAACUUGUCUUCUUUUUGUAUAGGAUAUUGGCAUUAGUACUGAUGUACACAACACUAAUCAUCUUUUUCAUUGGAUCGAACAACUCUAAUAUAGCCAACACUUCAAGCGCUUCUGAUGAUGAAGAUUGGUGGUGGCCAUUAUGCAGAUAUGGGUCGAUGUUGUCUGUGUCAUUCUUCUCGUUGAUCAAUUGUAAUACAGUGAUCGAGUCGACAACACAAUCAUAUACAAAACACCCACUUAGAUACACUCUUAUUGUUGAUCUCAUAUGUUUUCUGAUCUAUUUCAUAUUGUCAUUGAUGAACUUGUUCUUCACAUACAAGACAGGGAUCAUGAAAGACAUUUGGAUGGCAUACACGGGGCUUGGAUCGGGGUGGGAACAGGAGACUGCAACCCAGAAGUCGACGGUGUGGGCAAUGGUCAUCAGGGUGCUUAUCAUGUUACUUCCACUCAUCACAACAAUCUCAAUUUACCCAUCGAUGGUUGCAUUUGCCGCACAGUCAAUUUAUCGAUUCUUCAAUAUACAGACAUUCAUUAUAUAUCACAUGUGGCUUGAUAUUUUAAUUCGCGCGGGAGUGUCGAUUAUACCAAUUCUACUCUGUGUGGUGUACAACGAUGCAAAGAAAAUACUCUCAAUUGUUGGUAUGUCUGCUACAGUCAUUGGUGGGAUGAUUCCCUCGCUCAUUCAAUUUGUGUCUGUGAAACACGUGCAAAAGGUGUUUGGUGUUGGGAUGCACGUCACAAAGUAUUUCAUCAAGUAUCUCUCGAGUGCGUUUAUUGCAAAAGUUUUGUUUGUUUUAGGAGCAAUCGACAUUUGCUUUGAGAUGAUCCAUUUCGUUACUUGUUUCUUUGUGUCCGAUUGA
Molecule: messenger RNA, 1512 nt
Organism: Entamoeba invadens IP1
Lineage: Eukaryota; Evosea; Mastigamoebida; Endamoebidae
Exons: 3
Coding region: 1-1512 (503 amino acids)
Source: RefSeq, a predicted model, not a curated record